Paramecium tetraurelia is the source of this 1272-nucleotide messenger RNA. RefSeq lists its product as uncharacterized. Gene Ontology annotation, molecular function: phosphoprotein phosphatase activity. NCBI's taxonomy places the organism in Eukaryota, Ciliophora, Oligohymenophorea, Peniculida, Parameciidae. The record is from RefSeq and is a predicted model, not a curated record. The transcript is spliced from 5 exons.
AUGUAAUAACUUAUAAUGAUGUUAGAAAAGCUGUCACUACCGAAAAAUCAAACACCAAGAAUGUUGAGUAAAAGUGGAAGGGCGUAUUAUGACCAUGAGAGUCCUAAUUUAAUUAUAUAACCAAAGCAAGAACAAAAUAUGGAGAUAGAGUGUCUGUCCCCAACUAAAUAAUACACAGAUAUCAAACUCCCAUUUUUUAGUUCCCAGACUACCAAUAAAAAAGAACAGACUACAAGAAGAGUGAUUAAAGAUGCUUCACUCAAUAAUAGUUAAUUUACUUCAAAGGAGUCGCAAAUUAAGGCAUCAGAUAAAUCGAAUAUCAAUAAAAUCAGGAAAACAAAUUAUCACCAAAAAUAGGAAAUCAAUCCUUAAUUCCAGGUUUACGAGUUCAAAUAAGAACUCAAAGCUCUAAGAGUAAAAAGAACAGAGUCUUUCGAAUGGUUGUAGGAAGAUUCGCAAGGUUCUGAGGAGUCAUCCUUUAACCAAUUCAAGCAGAUCAACUUAGGCACUUAUUACAUGGAUAACUUAAGGAAGUAUCUCAAGGGAUUAAAUUUGGAAGGGUUGUAUGCCCAACUAUACAUCAAUCACUUUGUUCAACAGUUUCAUAGUCUAUAACUCAGCAAGCAGUUUCUUCAGCCAGACGUUAAGGAAAUAGAGCAUCGUUCCAUACAAUUAUAAUAGAUUAAGAAGCAAAAAACGUUGGUCCUUGAUUUGGAUGAAACACUAAUCCAUUGUAAUGAGUAACCAUAGAUGAAAUUUGAUUUUAAGGUUCCCAUCCAAAUGCCAAAUGGACAGAUUCACGAAGCAGGAAUUAGUGUAAGACCUUUUGCUUAGUAAUUUCUACAGGAAUGCUCAAAACAUUUCGAAGUGAUGAUUUUCACUGCUUCUCAUCCUUUAUAUGCUGACAAGAUUAUUGACAAAUUGGAUCCAACCAAGAAGUGGGUCACUUGUAGAUUAUACAGGGAGCAUUGCAUAUAAACAUAAUAGGGUAUAUAUGUAAAAGAUUUGAGAAUUUUGAACAGAAAUCUCAAGGAUGUUGUUUUGAUUGAUAAUGCUGCUUAUUCUUUCGCUUACUAAAUUGAUAAUGGUAUUCCCAUUAUACCUUAUAUUGAUAACGCAAAGGAUAAUGAAUUAAUUGGUGUUAUUGACUAUCUGAAAGUCUUGCUUUAAAUUGAAGAUGCAAGAGAGAUCAAUGCGAAAACAUUCUUCUUGAAGUAAAUCCAACAAUGUCAAAGUCUUGACGAGGCCAUGAGACUUCUUUUAGUGAUAUGA